CAUUUCAACACCGAUCCCUGAUUUCUGCCCAUCUAUUGUCAUGGUAAGAAAAAGUACUCGCAUAUCUGCCAACACAGCUGGUACGUCUCCAGCCCGUGCGUCCACUACUACUGUGACCACCAAAUCACCACUUGAAUCUGCUGCUAAACGCCAAAAAACAGCCAAGGGUAAAAAAGAAGUUGCAAUUGCUGCUCCAGAAUCACCCAUCAAUGAUGAUGCUGAUUUAGAUAGUAAUCAUCAACCAUCCCCAGUUAAAACCCCAAAAUCAAAACGCACAGCUUGCGAUUCCAUUACUAGCAUGACUAAAAAAUCUGCUACAAAGAAAAAGACUGUUCUCGAGGUAGAUGAAAUGGCUGCUUCUAUCCAAGAUACCGAUUCUGCUACAGGAAUGGAUGACGUAGUGCUUGAAAACAAUGAAACAUUGCAAGCUGAUAUCAGUAAAGAAACUGCAGUCGAUUCUAGUUGCACUGUUGAAGAUUCAAUGGAUGGUGUCGAAAAUGCCACGCCAAUCUGUGAAUCUACCAAUACAGCAGCCACGAAGCAAUCCAUUGAAGAUAAGGAACCUGCAGUUGAUCAUUCAGCUGAACCUAUGGAGGAGGAAAGCACUGUCACUCAACCCAUUGCUAUUUCCAGCGUCGAAACUACAGAGCCAUCUCCUGCUAAACCAAUUCGUCAAGAUGAUCGAGAUAAUAGCUUUUCUGCUUACCGUCUUAUUCUUGGAAAUUUAGUCAUAUUCACUACCCCAAAAGACAUCAAGAAAUUGCUUACUCAAAACGAAAUCUCGUAUCGUAACGUAAAAAAAGGUCCCAAAUGGGAGUAUGCUAUUAUUGCAUUUGAUACCGAAGACCAUAUGGAGGCAUGCAGAAAAAAGAUGCAAGGCAUGCUGUACAAGAAACGUGUUAUUGAAGUAUCCAAUGCUAAUGCUCCUCGUACCAAUAAGCCUAUGCGUCGUGGCGAUGAAAUCACUGAUGACGAUCAACGCACCCCUGAUGAGCGACUUUUUGAUCAGGUCACUCCACUGUGGCGACUUCCCUACGAACAGCAGCUCGUUCAAAAACAGAAAACCAUGACCAACAUAUUGAAUAAAUACACAAAAGAAAUGAUUAAUGUGAGCCAGCCCUCUAGCCCGCAUAGCAAAGCCACUCGCGAGUUACUGCUGCAAAAAGCCGAGAUGUCCUGGGUGCGCAAGGCUAAGGCAGCAUACAAUCGUGGACUUUUGUUUCAAUUGAACGAUAUUCACCCAUCUCCUGUAACUGAAGGAUACCGAACCAAAUGCGAAUUUUCAUUUGGAAAGGAUCCAAAUGGUGAGAUUGCUGUUGGGUUUCUCCUUGGUGGGUUCAAAGAUGGCACCACUUCUAUUAUGGGACCCAACAAAUGUGUUCAUGUUAGUGAUACCGCCAAAAAGAUUUCUACUAUUCUUGAGGGACUGGCUGAAACGUCUAAACUGCCAGUGUAUGAUCGUGAAACCAAGAGUGGAUAUUGGCGUUUGGCUCAGGUUCGUACUCCAUCUACUGGUAAAAACAUGGUUUUUCUUCAAGUUGCGCUGUAUGACGAAGCCACAGAUGCCGAAACUUCGGCUCUAGCCAAGGCUGAAAAAUCUCGUAUUCUUCCCUACAUCAACGAGCAGGCAGAAAAGCUUGGGAUCAGCAUUGAAAACGUUUUAUAUCAAGAAUCCUCUGCUUUGUUUUGUGGAUUCAAGCCAAGUGACUCGUUUGAAAUUCUCCAAGGAUCCAGUACUGUGACUGAAAAGCUGUUUGACUAUACUUUCAAAAUUUCAUCCGAUUCAUUUUUCCAAAUCAACACUCCUGCCACUGAAGUCUUGUAUUCGAUUGUUAAAGAUCUUUGCCUGUCUAGUCCUGUUCUUCGCGAUUUUGAUCAAAUAGAACAAACGCAGGACUCUGCUACAGUAGACUCGACUACCAAAGUAGAGCAAAAUACUGAGGAGUCUGAAAGUGUUAGUGUUACAGAGUCUGAAAUACCAAAAACAAAGGAUGUCACGCCAUUAGCCUCAUCCAGUCCGAUUGAUGGUAGCAACACGGUUCUUUUGGAUCUUUGCUGCGGUACUGGCACAAUUGGCAUUACUUUGGCCAGCCAUUUUAAAAAAGUGGUUGGUGUUGAACUUGUUCAGGAAGCAAUUGACAAUGCGAUUGUAAAUGCACAAGAUAAUGGGGUAACCAAUGCAGUGUAUCUGUGCGGUAAAGUAGAAGAAAAAAUUGGAGAAGUAUUCCGUAACCAUGUUGGUCCCGAAGAUCAAGUUGUAGCCGUGUUAGAUCCUGCUCGUGUUGGAGUGAAUGGAACUGUCAUUGCAGCCAUUCGAGCGUGUCGCCAUCUUAAACAUGUAGUGUACAUCUCAUGCGAUGCCAAGCAAGCGUGUAGCAACUUUGUGGAAUUGUGUCGUCCAACAUCGAAGCGCUACCAAGGCACUCCAUUCCGACCUGUUCAAGGCACAACUGUGGAUUUAUUUCCACACACCAUGCCAUGCGAGUUGGUCGUAUCCUUUGCUCGCGAAUAAUCGUCGACUUGAUGCAAGCAUAUUGUUGAAAAGUGUGUCAACUAUCCAUUCAGAGUGUUGUGAAUAGAUUGUUGCAAACUGCAGUAAUAAUGUUGAGCAAUAAAAAGCGAGUUUCAUUAC
Molecule: messenger RNA, 2632 nt
Organism: Batrachochytrium dendrobatidis JAM81
Lineage: Eukaryota; Fungi; Chytridiomycota; Chytridiomycetes; Rhizophydiales
Exons: 5
Coding region: 41-2512 (823 amino acids)
Biological process (GO): RNA processing
Molecular function (GO): RNA binding; RNA methyltransferase activity
Source: RefSeq, a predicted model, not a curated record